This is a messenger RNA of Salvelinus sp. IW2-2015, 945 nucleotides long. The record is from RefSeq and is a predicted model, not a curated record. Lineage: Eukaryota; Metazoa; Chordata; Actinopteri; Salmoniformes; Salmonidae.
UCUCUUCUGAGCGUCAGUGCGGUUGGGCUGCAGCAAAGCAGAGCGGGAGAGGUACUAAGCACUCUCGCUUUCGAAGCACAGAAAACAGUCAAUACCAACGUUAWAAGCAAGCAAUGUAACCAAAUGUAUUCGAUUAAAAAUAAACUUAAAGAUGGAAGUAAAGUAUAGGUUACCAGCACUUGCAAGAGAAAAUAGGUAUAUACGAAUGUAAAAAUGUGUACUUUGUAAUAUUGACCUCGUUCACACCUGCUGGACUGCAUUCGAUGUAUGCCACAUUUUACGCACAACAUGCAUGUGAGAAAAAUAUAUACAAAGUCCUUACGUGUAAAAUCUCACAAUAUUUCGAGUUUUUUUUAUACAGUGUUUAUACCACAGCUGCGGUACGGUAUGUAGCGCAGUAGAGUGGGUCCUCUGUGCUCCGCUCGAUAAUCAUCAGGUGGGCAGGCAGGGUAGCCUAGACCGGAGCGGYGAGGUGGAGCCACGUUUGMCCAUUCCUAAAARCUUAUUCACACACUAGUUCAUUCACAUUCGCGCUUGUGUCCCCAUAGGAAGUUUCAGUAGGGAAGUCAUUUCAUAAGCUCGAGGAGGAAUUUUAUUGCGUCCUGUUCAGCCAAACGACAAUAUAACCAUGGAAUUACUGUAUUAUYCACUAUUCAGCGACCMUUUGGAGCUAAUUGUGUUUAGAGUUUGAGUCUAUAGACACUGUUUCGUGCGGAGGUUUUGGGUUGAACUACGCUGGAAAGCAGAAAAUAUGCGAGCUUCGCCCUAACAUUGGAAUAAACCUGAGCGGACUCGCCAGCCUGGGCGCAGCGGGAGUAUUUGGUUUUAUCCCGAGGAAGUCUCCGUGUAGAGAAAUAGACAUGAUUUUAACUCAGAUCGAGGCCAAGGAGGCGUGCACCUGGCUCCGGGCUGCCGGUUUCCCACAGUACGCCCAGCUGUACGAAG